AUGAUAAGUUACAUCAUAUUAAUCGUAUGUGUUCAAAGUUCAGUGUUAACGAUAUCAGUUAUCUAUCCACACCCCCAUAAAUUGUUAUCUAUUUCGAUACCAGAAAAUCGGGCUUUGAAAAGAUCGUUAGGAUUUAUUGAAGACACUUAUUACAAUUUCACUGAAUUAGCAAAUAAAUACGGACAUGAAACAGAAGAAUAUGAAGUUACUACUGACGAUGGAUAUUUGCUUACGAUAUUCCGAAUAAAAACAAAAUGUGUGACACCAAGACCCUACCCUAUAGUUCUAUUGCAUGGAAUAAUGGAUAGCGCUGAUGCUUGGAUAUUGGCAGGACCUGAAUUAGGACUUGGAUAUAUUUUAGCAAACAAUUGUUAUGACGUCUGGGCAGCUAAUCAUAGAGGAAAUCAGUAUUCUCGUAAGCAUAUUAAGCUUAAUCCAAAUACAGAUUUUGAGUUUUGGAACUAUUCAAUAGAUGAACAUGGCUACUAUGAUUUGCCAGCAAUAAUAGAUCAUGUUCUUAACGCCUCGAAUAAAGAAAAAGUGUAUUUUAUUGGCCAUUCUCAAGGAACAACGGAUUUCUUUAUAAUGACUUCAAUUCGCCCUGAAUAUAACAAUAAAAUUCAUCUUUCAAUACAAUUGGCACCAGUGGCAUAUUUGAAACACUUAAAAAUACCCUUAGCAAAUUUUGCCGCCAAACAAACAGAACUUAUAAAAAAUAUAUUAGACGAUAUUGGUCUGCAGGAGCUCUUGGGGAAGUACGAAAUCAUACAUCCAGUGUUAGAACAGUUGUGUCAAGUGGCGCCGGUUCCAUUAUGUGAAUUCAUAUUACAGUUAACCACUGGUUAUAAAGAUGGUAUCUCUCCAAGGACAUUAUCGGUGGCAUUUGGACAUUUAGUGGUUGGUGUUUCAGCCAAGACCUUGUCUCAUUUUGGACAACUCAUUCAAUCAAAAAAAUUUCAACGCUAUGAUGAGGGAAGAGAAAUAAAUCUGCAAAAAUAUGGUUCCGAAAAUCCUCCUGAAUACAACGUAUCAAAGAUUACAUCGGCAGUUUUAUUAAUGUGCAGUAAAAACGACUUGUUAUCAUCUUUAGAAAAUGUAAAUGAACUUAGUUCGAGGCUGCCAAACUUAGUAGAAGAAUAUGUAGUUCAGGACAAAUCUUGGAGUCAUCACAAUUUUCUUUGGGGAAUCAAAGCACCUGAAUACGUGUUCAAUAAAAUUUUGGGAUACUUAAAGAAAUACGAUCAAAUAUGAAAAUAUUAAUAUGUUAUGUAUAACGAGGAAGUAAAUGUUUGGAAAUUGAAAAAACAUUACGUCAAUGCCAGUUGAACAACUUUGAAUAAGGUCGAGAUCAUAGAAAUAAUGAAUGUAAGAAGAAAUAUUUUCCAAGGCAAAGGACAACUUGUAAUUAGCCACUUUAUGCCGACAACUACAAUAUGCAUUGAGAGGACAGCAGUGGUAAAAAUAUUAUGGAUAUCAUAAAAUUUUAAUAGUGUUUACUUUUAGAUUUAAAUUAUAUUUUGUGUCAUAUUUUUUAUAAAAUUUUCAUGUGACUUAUGUUAGGUUCUAGUUUAAUGAAUU
Leptidea sinapis is the source of this 1578-nucleotide messenger RNA. Its product is annotated as lipase 1-like. The transcript has a single exon. The coding region runs from base 1 to 1251 and encodes 416 amino acids. The record is from RefSeq and is a predicted model, not a curated record. Gene Ontology annotation, molecular function: hydrolase activity, acting on ester bonds. Gene Ontology annotation, biological process: lipid metabolic process. Lineage: Eukaryota; Metazoa; Arthropoda; Insecta; Lepidoptera; Pieridae.